This is a messenger RNA of Uncinocarpus reesii 1704, 519 nucleotides long. RefSeq names its product cytochrome b5. Gene Ontology annotation, cellular component: membrane; intracellular membrane-bounded organelle. Gene Ontology annotation, molecular function: heme binding. The record is from RefSeq and is a predicted model, not a curated record. Bases 1 to 519 code for a protein of 172 amino acids. The transcript is spliced from 4 exons. Lineage: Eukaryota; Fungi; Ascomycota; Eurotiomycetes; Onygenales; Onygenaceae.
AUGUCACGCACUUUCACACUCCGAGAUGUCGCCCGGCACAAGACAAAGGACGAUGUUUGGCUCGCGCUUCAUGGCAAAGUGUAUGAUGUGACCAAGUUUCUAGACGAACACCCUGGUGGUGAGGAUGUCAUACUCGAUAAAGCAGGCCAAGACGCCAGCGCCGAGUUUGACGACGUGGGACACAGUGAUGAAGCGCGGGAGGCCCUGGAGCCCUUGCUGGUCGGGACCCUUGAACAACAGGAUGGCGACACAACAUUGGCACCAAAACCUGCACCAUCUCGGCCUUUAACUGCUGAAACCACUGCAAGGCGCGCAUCUGGAAUUUCCAAUAGUCCCUUGGUAUACCUUGCUGGCUUUCUGGGUAGUUUAUUUGCGAUUGGGGUGAAGAGUGGAGACUCCCUGAUUCUGCUGCUUCGAUCUGCCUUUACGAGCUGUCUAGUGUCUAAGUCCAGGAGAUUUGAGGAUUUUGGAGAUAGAAACAAGUCAACAGCAUCCCGCUGGGCUGGCAUGGAUAUAUAA